CUCUCUUCUUACUGAUCUACCUAGCGUGUGGGCCUCUCUCCAUCUUAGAGGUGGUGUUCCUCAAGGGUUUGCAAAAUUCUCAUUCAGGCAGUCUCUGUCUCAUAGAAAACAACAUGAAUUUUGCGGCAUCAUUGUGCAGAAGAUUGAAUAUCAAGGAACUCGUGACAAAUGUUCCCAUGUACAGAAGUGCUGGUGAUGUUUCUGGAGAAGGAUUGAGUCUUGUGUUCAGGCGUUGGGCUACCAAAAAGACAGCUGGGUCCACAAAGAAUGGACGGGAUUCAAAACCCAAGAACCUUGGAGUGAAGAAAUUUGGUGGAGAGAGGGUGAUACCUGGAAAUAUCAUUGUUAGACAACGUGGUACUCGUUUUCAUCCAGGAAACUAUGUUGGAUUAGGGAAAGAUCAUACUUUGUUUGCUUUGAAAGAGGGCUGGGUGAAGUUUGAACGGAACAAGCUGACAGGUCGCAAGUGGGUGCAUGUUGAACCCAAGGAAGGUCAUGUCCUCCACCCUGUGUAUGCAGAUGCUUCAGCAUCUGAACAAAAAGUUGCUGUCUAAGUCUUACCAGCUUAUCUAUGAUAGAAAAUUCUUGUUAGUGGCAAAAUUCAGCUUGCUUUCUUGGUUUAUGUGAACUUCUAGGUGUUCUACCUCGCCUUAACUUUUAUAUUUGCUCUUCUUGUUUGGUUAUUCAACGUGCUGUUCAUUUGCUCUUCUUUUAUAUUUGUCAUGUUAUGUCUGAUAAGAAGUGCAAUUGGUUAGUAGUUAGUUAGCAAAUUCUUAACCAAUUAGUUAGUUAAAAAUAGGU
This is a messenger RNA of Gastrolobium bilobum, 801 nucleotides long. RefSeq lists its product as uncharacterized. Gene Ontology annotation, biological process: translation. Gene Ontology annotation, cellular component: ribosome. Bases 114 to 554 code for a protein of 146 amino acids. The transcript has 4 exons. The record is from RefSeq and is a predicted model, not a curated record. Lineage: Eukaryota; Viridiplantae; Streptophyta; Magnoliopsida; Fabales; Fabaceae. Gene Ontology annotation, molecular function: structural constituent of ribosome.